AUGACCACUGAAAACGAAACCUUUGACCAAGAGGCCCAACAGACCUACAACCCAAAGUUGGACGCCACUAUCACUGCUUCUCCAUUGAAGAACCAUUUGAUUGCAUUCCUUGGUGAAUUCUUCGGUACCUUCAUCUUCUUGUGGACUGCUUUUAUGAUCGCCCAAAUUGCCAACCAAGACCCUAACAUUCCUGAAGUUGGAUCUGAACCUCAACAAUUGAUCAUGAUCUCUUUCGGUUUCGGUUUUGGUGUCAUGAUGGCUGUAUUCAUGUUCUACAGAAUUUCUGGUGGUAACUUGAACCCAGCUGUCACCUUAACAUUGGUAUUGGCCCAAGCUGUUCCUCCUGUGAGAGGUGCCAUCAUGAUGAUUGCUCAAAUGAUCGCUGGUAUGGCCGCUGCCGGUGCUGCUUCUGCUAUGACCCCAGGCCCAAUUGCCUUUGCUAACGCUCUUGGUGGUGGAUGCUCCAGAUCCAGAGGUGUAUUCAUUGAAGCCUUCGGUACUGCUAUCUUGUGUUUGACUGUCUUGCUCUUGGCCGUUGAAAAGCACAAGGCUACAUUCAUGGCUCCAUUUGUCAUUGGUGUUGCUCUUUUCUUGGGUCACUUGAUCUGUGUCUUCUACACCGGUGCUGGUUUGAACCCUGCUAGAUCUUUCGGUCCAGCUGUUGCCUCUAAGUCCUUCCCAGACUACCACUGGAUUUACUGGGUUGGCCCAAUCUUGGGUUCCGUCAUUGCCUUUGCUAUCUGGAAGAUCUUGAAGGUUUUGAACUACGAAACCUGUAACCCUGGCCAAGACGCUGACCACUAAUCGCCCGGAAUUAAUUGUGGUGCAUUGUCAUUGCAAUUGUCCGGAAUUUAAACCGAGCCGAUUGUAUGCACCUACGAUGAAACAGCAUUGGUUUUUAUAUGUAUCCAAUGUCAAAAAAUCGAGAGCAUGUUCAUUUCACGAUUACCUUUAGAUAGCUCCACACCUAAUUUUAUCCAUAGUGGCUACUAAUUACUAAUAAUACUUAAUUU
This is a messenger RNA of Scheffersomyces stipitis CBS 6054, 1013 nucleotides long. RefSeq names its product Aqy1p (gene AQY1). The coding region runs from base 1 to 804 and encodes 267 amino acids. The record is from RefSeq and is a predicted model, not a curated record. Gene Ontology annotation, biological process: transmembrane transport. The transcript has a single exon. Gene Ontology annotation, molecular function: water channel activity. Lineage: Eukaryota; Fungi; Ascomycota; Pichiomycetes; Serinales; Debaryomycetaceae. Gene Ontology annotation, cellular component: plasma membrane.